AUUGGAAUAGCUUUUCAAUCUCAUGGGAAUUGUAAAGGUUUUCACCAACAAUUGGACCUCAGAUGCUUCACUUAUCAUUCCAAUUAUGAGUUGCAUAAAGUAAAUGUCUAUGCAUCUCUAUCUUCCGGCCUUACUUACAAGAUGGACGACCAAGAGGAGAUGACCAAUCUUGAAGAAUCAUAAGUAGCAAUGAUGAACAUGAGCACAAUUGGAGGAGAAUGUUUGUCAUGUUAUGGACUCUUAUGGAGGGUGCAGUGGUACUGGUUGGUGGGUAGCGUUAAGGAGUUGCUACAAAUGAGGCUGGAGUUGAAGGUUGAAGGUUACAUUUGAGUGUUUAAAGGUUUGAUUUGGAAAAUAAAACAAAAAAGUUUAUAACGAGAAAUAAGUUUAUUGAUCUCGUGUGGUUAUAAAAUAAAUCGAAAUGAUGCAUUAAAAUCAUCAUAAUUUCUUCCUUAUGAAAGAAAAUAGUAAAUUUUUUGUUUUGUUUUGUUUGUUUUGUUUAUAAAAUUGCCAUAGGGAUAAAUGUUUUUGAGCUUACCGCGAUCAACAUAUAGGCGGAGACAACUGAACAACCAUUUGCAUUGAUGGAGGAAGCCUUUCUCUAACCAUAACUAAGACCACAUUUUUUGUUCUACGCCUUGAAUGGCUUAGGCACAUGCAGGAAGAACUCAAGCUCUCUCCAACAACGAUGACUUUAUUUGGGAAGAAAUGCCUACACCUAUACUUGAUAUGGUUGAGAACCCCAUUAACAUGAAAAAUUUGUCACCUAAGGUUGAAAAAUCAUGGAGCUGAAACAAUUAUCUGAUGAAAUCCGUGGAGAGCUCUCUCUUAUGGUUGCAAAAGGACAAAAAAUAGUAAAAGCUAGUCUAGCUGUGGUAGAAUUAACUGUUGCAAUCCAUUAUGUUUUUCAUGCGCCAAUGGACAAGAUAUUGUGGGAUAUUGGGGACCAAACGUAUGCACAUAAGUUACUCACUGGGAGGAGAUUCCUUAUGAGUACACUGGGACAAAAGAAUGGACUUUCUGGUUUCACAAGCCGUUCCGAGAGCGAGUUUGAUUCUUUUGGUGCAGCUCAUGGAUGCAACAGUAUAUCUGCUGGGCUUGGUUUGGCAGUUGCAAGAGAUAUUAAGGGAAAGCGUGAGCGUGUAGUUUCUGUUAUUAGCAAUGAAACAACUACUGCUGGUCAAGUUUAUGAGGCAAUGAGUAAUGCUGGUUACUUGGAUUCAAACAUGGUGGUAAUUUUGAAUGAUACUCGUCACUCUUUGCAUCCCAAGUCAGAUGAUCAUUCCAGGACACCAAUUACAGCCCUUUCUAGCUCCUGGAGCAAGGUGCAGUCUAGCAAAACUUUCCGAGAACUCAGAGAAGUUGCUAAAGGUCUUACUAAGAGAGUUGGAAAAGGAUUGUACGAGUGGGCUGCCAAAGUUGACGAGUAUGCUCGUGGUAUGCUGGGUCCUACGGGAUCAACUCUCUAUGAAGAGUUAGGACUGUAUUACAUAGGUCCGGUAGAUGGGCACAGUGUUGAAGAUCUUAUAUGUGUGCUACAAGAGGUAGCUUCUCUGGAUUCCAUGGGCCCUGUAUUGAUUCAUGUUAUGACAGAUGAAAACAUUGGGCAUCCUAAGAAAACUAGUGAAACAGUGAGAAAUCUUGAUAAAGAUUCAAGUGAUGUUAAUUCGGUGAUAGCUAGAAUUGGACCUCAAACUUACAACCACUACUUUAUAGAGGCUUUAUCAAUGGAGGCAGAGAUAGAUAACGAUAUAGUGGCUGUUCAUGCAGCAAUGAAAAUGGAACCUUCAAUUGAGUUGUUUCAGGAGAAAUUUUCAGAUAGGUUUUUUGAUGUUGGAAUGGCUGAGCAACAUGCAGUUACAUUUUCUGCUGGUUUAGCCUGCGGAGGAUUGAAACCAUUUUGCAUAAUUCCAUCUGCCUUCUUACAGAGAGCUUUUGACCAGGUUGUUCAUGAUGUUGAUAGACAGAAAGUUCCAGUGCGUUUUGCCAUCACAAAUGCAGGAUUAGUAGGAUCCAGUGGACCAGUGUGCUCUGGUUCAUUUGACGUAACUUUCAUGUCAUGCUUGCCCAACAUGAUUGUCAUGGCACCCUCUGAUGAGUUUGAACUUGCUCGUAUGGUUGCCACGGCAGCACAAAUUGAUGAUCAACCAGUGUGUUUUCGGUUUCCUAGUGGUUCUAACAUCGGUGUCGAUAACCUCAUGUGCAGAACGCCUAUAGAGAUUGGAAAGGGUAAAGUCCUUAUUGAAGGCAAAGAUGUUGCUUUACUAGGAUACGGAACCAUGGUUCAAAACUGCCGUAUGGCUCAAUCGCUCCUUUUAAAGCUUGGGAUAGAAAUCACCGUUGCUGAUGCGAGGUUUUGUAAGCCCCUCGACAUCAACCUUGUAAGAAAUCUUUGUGAAAAUCAUGCCUUUCUGAUUACUGUGGAGGAAGGAUCAAUCGGGGGAUUUGGGUCCCAUGUUUCCCAAUUCAUUGCACUUGAUGGGAAGCUUGAUGGCAGAGUUAAGUGGAGACCAAUGGUUUUGCCGGACACCUACAUAGAACACGCAUCUCCAACGGAGCAGUUUACUCGUGCAGGACUUACUAGUCAGCAUAUUGCUGCGACUGUACUAUCUUUACUUGGUCGAACCCGGGAGGCCCUUCUUUUGAUGUGCUGAAUACUGAAUACUGGUUGGUUUUUAUGUUCUAAAGGAACCACUCAAGUCUUCCAGGAAGUAACAAUUCAUCAUCAUUUACAUUGUGAUUUGUGAGCCAUGAAAUCACAAUGUUUUUAUGUUCAAAGUGGUUCAUUACACAAUCUUGUGUAUACCAAGGAAUUGCCCUUGCAUCUCAUCAACUUUAUUUUUUUUUUCUCUGUUCAAUGAUGAGAGUUGUGUGGUUUAAGUUCCAAUAUUAAUUAAAAGCUAAUCAAAACAAAUGAAUAAAUUUCUUUAAA
Amaranthus tricolor (Joseph's coat) is the source of this 2932-nucleotide messenger RNA. Its product is annotated as probable 1-deoxy-D-xylulose-5-phosphate synthase, chloroplastic. The transcript is spliced from 11 exons. Bases 783 to 2654 code for a protein of 623 amino acids. The record is from RefSeq and is a predicted model, not a curated record. Gene Ontology annotation, biological process: terpenoid biosynthetic process. Gene Ontology annotation, molecular function: 1-deoxy-D-xylulose-5-phosphate synthase activity. Lineage: Eukaryota; Viridiplantae; Streptophyta; Magnoliopsida; Caryophyllales; Amaranthaceae.